ACAUGUAUACUGUGGAUCAUCUGUGCUUGUUAAUCCCUAUAUUCUUCUCAAUCAAAGCCAUUGGAUUAGUGGGUCAUCUCUUUAAUCAGAAAUCUUCAGACCCACCAGCUGAAAAUCUACCCAUUUCUCAUUGGAUGAUCAGCCCAUGAAGGGAUGAAAGUGGGUGUGGCCUAUUGAAGACGAUGCAUCUGAGUUUCAAUCUGUUCAUGUAUUGUGUUCUGUGAUGCUGAUGCUUUGUGGUAUAUAUUUAUUGAUGUGCUUGUGCCGAGCUCUCGUUUUCCAUGCUUCCCUUCCUACGUGUAAGAGACAAUAGGAGGACCGACCAAGAGCAUCUGCAGUUUUGAAUCUGUUUCUGAUUUGCAAUGGAUCUUAAAGAAAGGCUUUGUUCAGAAGCCUGGACAAAGUCUGCUUUGGAGGAUAAAUCAUCCAAAACUCUCCCCUCAGAUCCACACCCCUUCACUGCCUUCAGUUCGCAGCAACGACACCGGAAGUGGAAUGAUCCUUCCAGUCUUGAUUAUGGAAUUGGGAUGCAGCAGCCAUUCUCUCAAUUCGAUCUGCCUUCAGAGCCCUCGUCGAGUAACCCUGGUAAUCAAAUCAAAAUCCUGGAUCAAGUGAAUGGACAGACGGCAGAGAUGGCCAUCGAUGCUGAUAAACUUCAAGGUUGGGAUCCCCGAGCCAUGUUAACCAAUCUUUCCUUCCUUGAGCAAAAGAUCCACCAGCUCCAGGAUUUGGUACAUUUGAUUGUUGGCCGAGGAGGUCGAGUGUUGGCUCGCCCAGAUGAAAUUAUGGCUCAGCAGAAGCAGCUCAUAACUGCUGAUCUGACUUCCAUCAUAGUUCAGUUGAUCUCAACUGCAGGUAGUCUUCUCCCAUCUGCAAAAAAUAACAUAUUGGCUGCAAAUCCUUUUGUUGGGCAGCUAGGAAGUAACUCUGGUAUUGGAUGCCCUCGUAGUUUGGGCAUGAAUGAUGAUGCUAUACCACAGUCUAAUGGUGGAACUCAGGUGUUUGAUCAUUCUGAGCAUAAUGACUCAAUGGGACAUGACAGCCCUGAACAAAACCAUGCAGGUCAAUCUCACCACUCUGUUUCCCCUAUUGAAGAGCAUGACUCAAAGGAUGAUGAAGAUGGUGGGGAAGGGGAGAACCUCCCCCCUGGAUCCUAUGAAGUUUUACAACUAGAAAAGGAGGAAAUUCUUGCACCGCAUACUCACUUCUGCAUGAUAUGCGGGAAAGGAUUCAAGAGAGAUGCAAACCUACGGAUGCACAUGAGAGGUCAUGGGGAUGAAUACAAGACCCCAGCUGCUCUUGCCAAGCCUAAUAAAGAAUUGAGUUCAGAGGCCACACUGAUCAGGAGGUACUCCUGCCCCUUUGCUGGAUGCAAGCGGAAUAAGGACCAUAAGAAAUUCCAGCCACUGAAGACCAUAUUGUGCGUGAAGAACCAUUAUAAACGUACCCAUUGUGACAAAAGCUAUACUUGCAGCAGAUGCAACAACAAGAGGUUCUCUGUUAUUGCUGAUCUCAAGACUCAUGAGAAGCAUUGCGGGCGGGACAAAUGGGUAUGUUCCUGUGGCACAACAUUCUCAAGGAAGGACAAGUUGUUUGGACAUGUUGCACUCUUCCAAGGUCAUACUCCUGUCCUUCCCUUUGAUGAAAACAAAGGAAUAUCUGGGCCAAUGGAACAAGGGGAAAGCAAUGAAGCAAUCACAGAAACUCCCACGGAAGGGAAUACGGGAUUCAGUUUCAGCUCCAGUGCCUCCAGUGGAAGUGGUGCCCAGAAUGUUGUGGAUGUGAAACGCAGUAUUCAUGACCCUACUGGUUAUUUCUCAUCAAUGAACUUUGACACGUGUAACUUUGGUGGGUUUCAUGAGUUCCCCCGACCGCCAUUUGAUGUUCCAGAUAGUUCUUUCUCAUUCCUUCUUUCUGGGUCUUGUAAUUAUAUUCAAAAAUCUGAAGGGACAUCAGGUUCUGAUGUCCUAAACUGAUGUUUAUGGUAUUCAAUUUUCUUUUGUUGCAGUUCUUCCAUGCUUCUACUUUGAGUUGAUAUCUGUACCAUAACAUCUUGUAACCUUUAAAUUCUGGAGUUAAUAUUGAUGCUUUUCUUU
Telopea speciosissima is the source of this 2096-nucleotide messenger RNA. RefSeq names its product protein SENSITIVE TO PROTON RHIZOTOXICITY 1. NCBI's taxonomy places the organism in Eukaryota, Viridiplantae, Streptophyta, Magnoliopsida, Proteales, Proteaceae. Gene Ontology annotation, biological process: response to aluminum ion; response to acidic pH. Bases 363 to 1976 code for a protein of 537 amino acids. The transcript is spliced from 2 exons. The record is from RefSeq and is a predicted model, not a curated record.